GACUUGAGGAAAAAAGUCUGUAAAUAAGAACCCUGGAGGAAUGAAUGAAUGAAAUGAAUGAACGAACAGCUGCGUCCACUCCCCGUAACCCCUUUAGCAACCGCAACCAUGUGGGUCCAGGUACGAACCAUGGACGGGAAGGAGACUUACACCAUAGACUCCCUGUCCAGGCUCACCAAAGUGGAGGAGUUACGACGAAAGAUCCAAGACCUGUUUCACGUGGAGCCUGGCCUGCAGAGGCUCUUUUACCGGGGUAAACAGAUGGAGGACGGCCACACUCUCUUCGAUUACGACGUGCGCCUGAAUGACACCAUCCAGCUGCUGGUGCGGCAGAGCCUGGUGCUGCCGUCUAGCUCUAAGGAGAGGGACUCCGAGCUGUCGGACACUGACUCCGGCUGCUGCCUGGGCCAGAGCGAGUCAGACAAAUCCUCCACCCAGGGCGAGGCUGCGGGCGACAAGGAUGCCCUGGACGAGACGGACCUGGGGCUCUACAAGGUGAAUGAGUAUGUGGACGCGCGGGACACCAGCAUGGGUGCGUGGUUUGAGGCGCAGGUGGUGCAGGUGCUGAGGAAGGCUCCUGCCCAGGAUGAGCCCUGCAGCUCCACGGCCAUCCCGACCCUGGAGGAGGACAUUGUUUACCGGGUGAAAUAUGAUGACUACCCCGAGAACGGCGUGGUGACCAUGAACUCCAGGGAUGUUCGUGCGCGUGCCCGCACGCUGCUCCCGUGGCAGGAGCUGGAGGUGGGCCAAGUGGUCAUGCUCAACUACAACCCCGACCUCCCCAAGGAGCGGGGCUUCUGGUACGACGCGGAGAUUGUCAGGAAACGGGAGACCAGGACGGCGCGGGAGCUCUAUGCCCACGUCAUGCUGGGGGACAACUCUCUCAACGACUGCCGGAUCAUCUUUGUGGAUGAAAUCUUCAAGAUCGAGCGCCCUGGUGAAGGAAGCCCCAUGGUGGAGAACCCCUUGCGACGGAAGAGUGGCCCGUCCUGCAAGUACUGCAAGGACGACCCCAACAAGCUGUGCCGUGUGUGCGCCUGCCACCUGUGCGGGGGCCGCGAGGCGCCCGAGAAGCAGCUGCUCUGCGACGAGUGUGACAUGGCCUACCACCUGUACUGCCUGUGCCCGCCCCUCAGCAGCGUGCCCACUGAGGCUGAGUGGUACUGUCCGGAGUGCCGCAACGACGCCAGCGAGGUGGUGCUGGCGGGGGAGCGGCUGCGGGAGAGCAAGAAGAAGGCCAAGAUGGCUUCCGCAACCUCGUCCUCCCAGCGGGACUGGGGCAAGGGUAUGGCCUGUGUCGGCCGCACGAAGGAGUGCACCAUCGUCCCCUCCAACCACUACGGACCCAUCCCUGGUGUCCCCGUUGGCACCAUGUGGCGGUUCCGUGUUCAGGUCAGCGAGUCUGGGGUCCACCGGCCGCAUGUGGCGGGGAUCCAUGGCCGCAGUAACGAUGGGGCGUACUCCCUGGUCCUGGCCGGCGGCUAUGAGGAUGACGUGGUGAGUGACCAUGGGAAUUUUUUCACAUACACGGGAAGUGGAGGGCGAGACCUUUCUGGUAACAAGCGGACCGCAGAACAGUCAUGUGACCAGAAACUCACCAACACCAACAGGGCCCUGGCACUGAACUGCUCGGCACCCAUUGAUGAUGUAAAAGGUGCGGAGUCUAAGGACUGGCGGUCUGGGAAACCGGUCCGGGUGGUCCGGAACAUGAAGGGCGGCAAGCAUAGCAAGUACGCCCCAGCUGAGGGCAACCGCUAUGAUGGCAUCUACAAGGUGGUGAAGUACUGGCCUGAGAAGGGAAAGUCUGGCUUCCUGGUGUGGCGGUACCUCCUGCGGAGGGAUGACAGUGAGCCUGGGCCCUGGACCAAACAGGGAAAGGACCGGAUCAAGAAACUGGGGCUCACCAUGCAGUACCCCGAAGGCUACUUGGAAGCCCUGGCCAACAAGGACAAGGAGAAGGAGAACAGCAGGGGCACAGCCACAGGGCAGGGGACCCUCAUGUCCCCCCAGGGCCUGUGGAAGCGGAAGUCCGCAGGUGAGGCCAGCUCGGCUGCCCAGGGCAGCAAGAGGACCAAGCUGGAGCCCCACAGCCUCACAGCCCAGCAGAGCAGCCUCAUCCGGGAGGACCAGAGCAACGCCAAGCUGUGGGAUGAGGUCCUGAAGUCGCUCAGCGAAGGGCCGGUAUUCCUGAGUAAAGUGGAAGAGGCCUUCCAGUGUAUCUGCUGCCAGGAGCUGGUAUUCCGGCCUGUCACCACCGUGUGCAAGCACAAUGUAUGCAAGGACUGCCUGGACAGGUCCUUCCGAGCCCAGGUGUUCAGCUGCCCGGCCUGCCGCUAUGACCUGGGCCGCGGCUACGUCACAGAGGUGAACCAGCCGCUGCAGAGCGUUCUCAACCAGCUCUUCCCGGCUACGGCAGUGGCCGGUGAUGCCGCCCAGUCUCCUGUCCUGGAACCCCAGCCUGGUCGCCGCCUUCUGGCCUUUGCUUUCCUCUUAGUGGGCUUAAUUUAAACAGGUAGUUCCCUACAAAGGCUUGUCUCAUUCAGCCCCCCCCCCCCCCCCCCUUUUUUUUUUUUUGGUUAUUGAGUCUAUACAUUCAGAACAGUUCUCACAUUCUGGCUGAAAGGUAGGCUUCACCGUGUUUUGCAUCUUUAAAAAAUAAAAAUACAAAGCCUGCCACUGACCUUCAAGACAGCAAAGAAAACCCGAUGGCUUGAAGAUGGAGUUAGGAACUGCAGGCCCCCAAAAGCUCCACGUGACUCAAGAGCAGAUUUGCAGAAUUAAUUGCCUCUGACCUCAGGAGAUGGAGUCUGGCUGCCGAGAACAGCCUUUGCAAGGCUUGUAGUUUCUGUCCCCCUGUGAGGUGAAAGCCACCGAGAGACAGCCCAGCUUCUAGUCACCAGGUGUUGGGAGAAAUUGGGGCUCCAUGGCCCAGAAGCCAUCUCUGUGGGAGCCCCAGCUGGAAGGCCUGUCCCCAUGGGUAGAGAGAGCACUGGAGCCAAGCAGAAUCUACCUCAGCUGGACUCACCUGUCAGGGGGCCGGGCGCCACCCCAGGAAUAAGCGCCCAGUGCCACGUAGCCAAGUGCCUUCCGCCUGCCCAGCCUUCUCUAACGAUGGGCUCUUUCUCAGCACUGAAUUGUUGAAAAAUGCCAACCAGAUUCCAGGAAGUGCCCAUCCAGCUCUUCCCGAUGCACUUGGGUGUGUUUGGGGAUGUUUGAGUUCUUGAUCAUCUAAAUUCACCUUUUCUUUUUAACUCAAUGAUUGAGAAGAUAAGGGAUUUGUCUUUUCAUUUUGAACUUAGAACACUUUAAAAUGAAUUAUCUUUUGUAGUUAUUGUAUAUGUAUCAAGAAAGAUGUAACUUAGGGUUUAUUUUUUUUUUCUUUUUGGUUUUGUUUUGUUUUCAGAAUGGUUUGUUGAUUUUUCUAAAUAUUACCAAAGUUUGCAGCUGAUACCUCAUUGGAACAAGAAUAUCUGAAAUUUCACAUAACUACAGACAAACCAGUGCAAUUCUGAGUUUAAAGGUGGUAUUUUUUUGUUUUAUUUCCUUUGUUAGAUUGAAUGCAUUAGGGAAGAAAUAAAAUUCUGUGUAGGCUUUUUUCUGAAGUUCAAUAAUCUUUGUCCAGGUUUUAGCUUGAGAAUAAAUGUUUCUCACAGAUA
This is a messenger RNA of Perognathus longimembris pacificus (Pacific pocket mouse), 3656 nucleotides long. RefSeq names its product ubiquitin like with PHD and ring finger domains 1 (gene Uhrf1). The record is from RefSeq and is a predicted model, not a curated record. The coding region runs from base 58 to 2508 and encodes 816 amino acids. The transcript is spliced from 17 exons. Gene Ontology annotation, molecular function: ubiquitin protein ligase activity; protein binding. Lineage: Eukaryota; Metazoa; Chordata; Mammalia; Rodentia; Heteromyidae. Gene Ontology annotation, biological process: negative regulation of gene expression via chromosomal CpG island methylation.